Molecule: messenger RNA, 2700 nt
Organism: Aureobasidium subglaciale EXF-2481
Lineage: Eukaryota; Fungi; Ascomycota; Dothideomycetes; Dothideales; Saccotheciaceae
Exons: 1
Coding region: 148-2550 (800 amino acids)
Biological process (GO): actin cortical patch localization
Cellular component (GO): plasma membrane
Source: RefSeq, a predicted model, not a curated record
AGGCAGGAGCGAUCCAGCUCAAUUGUCCACAUGGAGUGCUUCUGGCAAUAACCCUCGUUCCCCAGGCCUUUCCUCUUUCAAAGGUCCAGCAUCAUCAAUACGGCAGGCAGCACUAGUCAAAGCACGCCAAUCGCACCUGCCGCCGUCAUGUCAGGGGGAGCUACUACUUCGCGCCGCCCCUCGCUGGCCUCGUUCCCAUCGCGCAAGCAAUCGUACUACGACGUCAUGCCCUCUGCUACCGUGAGGCCUCCCAUGCGACCGUCUCUCUCUCAAUCAGUACGCUCACCUGCGAUGCCUCGCCGCAAGCGCAAGCCACGCCCGCAAUACCCCCAAGAUUCCACCGAGCGUCAUGUCGAAUACAUCCUGGUUGCCUCGUUCGAUAUUGACACUGGUUCUGUCAUGGAACAUCAAUACCCGACUCCGAUCGGUGGUGACGAGCACAUGUUGGCAGAGCUCAUGCUGCCCGACCAAACGCAUCUGCGUAGUCAGGACUGGACCGUCUUCUUCCUACACAAGGACCAGUCGCCAGAAGAUGAACUGCAACAGAGAAGAGACAGACGACGGGAGCAAAGAGCAGAGAAGAAGAGCGAGCGAGCUGAAGCAAAGUCUGGUCCCGGUGACAAGACAGAUGCAGAGUUGGAGAAUGAUUCAGAAGACGACACAGAAGAUGCCGAGUCCGAGGAUGAUGCUGUCAAAAGCACCCAAGGGCCACCGCUGGUCUAUGUUCUCAACCUCGUCAACACAAAACACGAUGCGAACGUCAAGCGUGGUGCCGUCGUGAAGGCUAUGGCCAUCUGCACAAGACACUCGUUCCUGCACAUCUACAAACCACUCCUACUCCUCGCUCUGGAAGAGUAUUUCCGUACGCCGACCAUCGACACACUGGCCUCCUUGUACGAGUCGGUCAAUUCCAUGGAUCUCUCACUACUUCCACGCCUAUCUUUCCAGGAGCGCUAUAUCCUACAAGCCUCGGAUGUCAAGGAUCUUUUCAUCGAAAAGUUCGAGGCAAUGGUUCAAAAACGUAUUCAAGAGGACAAAGCCAACAAUCAGUCCGAUGACAAACAACUCCAGCAGCAGGCGGCUCGUCAGCGCUACGGCUUGCCACGAGACACUCAUGAGUUUGACUCGGUCGUCAAAUACAAAAACGUCCCCGUGCCGAUCAAGAUCCCUACUGCUCUGUCUCUCGAGACUGUCGGCGACUUCUCACUCAUCAAGCUCAUCCAGACUUUCAGCAAUCCACAUUCGGCCUCUCCUCAGCCGUUUACAGUACACCAUCCUCAUCUCACCACUUCAGGCCCUCUAACUCAUCCCAUCAUCGUACUCCUCAAUGCCCUGCUCAGUCAGAAACGCAUCAUAUUCAUCGGUCACAAUUUGCCCUCUUCUGAAGUAGCAGAGGCUGUACUGGCUGCUUGCUCUCUCGCCUCGGGUGGUUUCCUGAGAGGCUUCACCCGCCACGCAUUCCCAUAUACUGAUCUCACCAAGAUUGACGACCUGCUCAAAGUACCAGGUUUUAUUGCAGGUGUCACAAACCCGGCGUUCGCCACUCAUACCCAGUGGUGGGAUCUGAUGUGUGAUUUGCCGACCGGACGACUCCGAAUCAGUCCCAAGAUCGAGCAAGCCCCAUUGACAGAAGGUGUGCUUUUCUUCCAGCAGAAUGGACAAGGUGUGCCACAGCCAUAUAAUGCGCCAGGUCCUGUCUCCUCGGCCGGUACAGCAACGGGUGCAGGCAUGGGUGGCUUCCCAUCAAUACCCUCUGGCGCUGGUGAUCCUACAGGCGAUGUGGCCUUCAUGUCCAGCGUACUCGCGUCGAUUGCCGCACGUCGUGGCGAAGGUGCUGUUCGCUCAAAGUUCCGUCUUUGGAUUCUCAAAUUCAUCCGCAUCACAGCGGCUUUCGAGGAGCUGGUAUACGGCGCUUCGGCGAUCUUUGCAUACUAUCCUCCUGGCUCGCCCAUCUCACCAUCCACUGCUACCAUGGACUUUCCUUCACCGAUGACAGUACUGGAUGCCGCAUUCGAGGACCCGGCUGUUGCUGGUCAUGGCUUCGUGUGGCCAUCUCAGGAAGCCAAGAUGCGUGAACUAGCAGCCAACGCCACUCGCAUCGAAGGAUGGACGAAGACACGAAGUUAUUACAACUUCAUUCAAGACUUCAGCGUCAUGUUUUCCUUGCGCCCGAUUCAGGAUCUCGAUCUUCAACACCUGCACGACAGAUUGAUGAAGUUGCGGAUGGGUGCCGAUGCCUCUGCGUCUAUCUACCUCGCUCUCUGCGCCAGAGUGAAGACUUACGAGCAAGUUAACCAAUUACUUUCUGUCUUCGCAUAUGGCAGCACUGCCGUCAUGAAUGAUAGGCAGAACGGCAUGUUUUAUUUGGCACUUGGACUUAUGCACCCUAGGCUAGAUGUAAGAGAGAGUGUCGCUGAGCUAGUUGACAGGAUUAGAGUACACGAGGCCGGCAGACACUUUUGGGCUGCUCUUGGUAGAUUUGAGCAGGCCGCGUUCGAUCGAGUUGUGCUCGCCAAGGCUGAGAGGGAAGAAAGUGGACUUUUGGUUUGAGAGACAUGAUGAAAGAGUGAUUGAUAUAUGUUUUUGAUGUUUAGAUACCACGGUGCGUUGGAGUUCUGGCAUUGCAGGGAUAGGGAACAUAGAUUGGAUAGAGUAUUUGUGAAUGAUUAUGAUUGAGUUCAAAACACAUCAUGAGCCGUG